CUAAUGUUUACAGAAAUUAACAUGUCCAAAUUAUGCAUAACUGAACGCUAACGAUUCCGAUUUGUAACCUACAACGUUAUCGGCGAUAAACGAAACCGGAUUCCACACUCCACAAUAACACUAGCAAGAUUGUACAGGGAAAAAAAAUUCGAUCUUUUCGAAUCAAUUUCAAGAAAAUUUAUCCAUUGCUCCAAAUUCUCGACAGCCAUUACUAAUGGAGUGGAGUUGAGAGAGCUGAAAGCUUAAUUAAAAACGAUGAUUGGGGAAACAACGCUGUCGGAGCAUCUCCACAAGCUAAUUGGGGUAAAAUGUGCGCAGAAGCUUGAAAACCUUCUGCAAUUGCUGUGGCAAACCCGAAAAAUUGGUCUCUCGAAUUCGCAGAAGUCUUCCAUCCACUCCCUUCUCGAUCUUCCUUCGCCCCGCGACGUAGACCCAGUUUUGGCGUGCCUUCGUUUGAUUAUCAGGAAUUGCGUGCACAAAAACAUAGAAGAAUGUGAUGGUUUGAAGCUUUUUCCAGCUGAUCUUCCUCUGCAACUGCAGAGGAUGCUUCUUGCACAGUUACAGAAGCUUCGAAGCUAUUGGAAGGAAGAGCUCUCUCGAGAACCGAAUGCAUCAGGAUGGACCAGUCAUGUGAACAUUUCCUCUUCAGCAGUUUGUGGGUCGUUGCUGUCGCUGCAAGUUGAUCCAGCUUCUCGUUUCAAUUCUCCGAAUAUUGGAGGUCGAAUACCAAUCACUGCUGAAAGAAAUGUGGCAUGUUUUCCACCAGAGUUAACUCUUCAAAGUGACAUUGGCCCUACUGAAAUUCCGAGAGUUCUUCCGCGGCUGAAAUCUAUGACUUGGACUGUUGAGAACAAAGGUGAGAUGCCGACUAAUCGAGUGGCUAUUAUCACUCUCAAGUUGCAAGAUUAUAGCAAGUCACCAUGGAAGGAGAUGGAGGUUAAGUUUGAGCUUAGCCGAGAUACAGUUGAGGCGGUUUUAAGAUCGAUGAGCUACAUCAGUGAACAACUCUCACAAUUUGUAAGAGUGCCAUUUUCUCAUGUUUGUUAUAAUAUCAGAAUGAGAGUUGUUUGGUCCCAUCCAUGUUUCAGGUCAGAUCCUCUUCGAAGCCAUUGCAGAAGAGACAAAGGCAAUGAGAUGCUUAUGAUAAUUCAAAGAAGCUGAAAGAGGCAAAGCCGCUAGCUCGAAAUCCAUGUCCUCUGCGUGCCUCCACCACAAGCAUCUCUCUACUUGCUGCCUCCAUCUUCAAACGUCGCCAUGGGCUCGGCUUAUAAUGCGUUAGAUAAUUUUUAAAAUUUAGAUACCUGCUGUAGUUCCUAACUCAACAAAAUAUUGGCAAACUAGCAACUUCAAAUUCACUUUCUUUCUUUUCUUCCCUUCAAUAAAAAAAACCCAACUUUAUUCGGUUGACUCUGAAUAAAGAUGUAUUGUGCUCUUUUUGGCCACGGAAAUUGUGGUAUGAUUUGGAGGACAUAUGUUUUAAUAAAUGAACGGUUUAAAAUAUAAA
Molecule: messenger RNA, 1504 nt
Organism: Salvia miltiorrhiza (redroot sage)
Lineage: Eukaryota; Viridiplantae; Streptophyta; Magnoliopsida; Lamiales; Lamiaceae
Exons: 6
Coding region: 256-1161 (301 amino acids)
Source: RefSeq, a predicted model, not a curated record